Fulvia fulva is the source of this 2907-nucleotide messenger RNA. RefSeq lists its product as uncharacterized. The coding region runs from base 1 to 2907 and encodes 968 amino acids. The transcript has a single exon. The record is from RefSeq and is a predicted model, not a curated record. NCBI's taxonomy places the organism in Eukaryota, Fungi, Ascomycota, Dothideomycetes, Mycosphaerellales, Mycosphaerellaceae.
AUGUCACGACCACCUCCCUUCGGAGGAUCUCCACGGCCUCGAAGUCGUGACCAAAGCGUGACAUCUCGUCGCAGCUGGGAGGGCAGCAGCCUAUUCGGCACUCCAGAGCCGACCGCUCCUGGACAACGAACCCCGCUCCUCAGAACAACGGGCAUCAUCAGUCCGCCUGCGUCACCCGCAUCGACCAUCAACAGCUACGGCCACAUUCUGAAGAAUGGCUCUGACACUUCUUCAAUUCUCUCGAGCGACUCAACAGUCUGCCCGUCAUUUCGUCCAUCUCCUCGUCCAUCUCCUCGUCCAUCUCCUCGCACGUGGUCGCAACGCCAGGAUGUCAGCGAAGACGAAGGCUUCGAAGAAUGGCAAGAUGAUAGCGACGAGGAGUAUGAGAGUGAUUGUUUGUAUUCCCAGGCGCAGGAGACAUUCCCGAAGCUUCCAGCAUUCGACCCACGGCUGUCACAGCUCAAACAACAAGCAUCUCAGCUGACAAGGGACUUGGCGCUACUGCUGGAUCCACGAAAAUAUGGCAGUAACGAUGUAAGCAACAUGGUCAUGAAAGCCACAGAGCUUAUGCAAAUUCCUGCGGCAAAAAAGCCACGAAUUAUGAUGCUUGGGGUGACAGGGUCUGGCAAGAGCUCCACAACCAACUCUUUCGUCGACGAUCUUCACGCCAGUAGGGCAGCAUCUACAGGCAAGAGUUGCACAUGCGUACCCACACUCAUUACUUCAAGGCUACCCGACCAGUCUUUGCCGUAUGCCGCCGAGAUCCGGUUCUUCGAUCCGGAACAACAGAGGGGUUUCUUCCAACAGCUGAUCGAAAACUACAUCAGGUUCAACUUCAAGUACGAUCCAGAAUGGGACGAGGACUUGCAGCUGGAAUACUCUGCUCUGUCUGCAUCGGCAGUGAAGAUCUUUCAAGCGCUAUUCUGCAAUGAGCAAAAUUUCGAUUCACCUGGUGCUCUCAAAGUCUUCCUCGACCAGCACCAUCGCGAGAACAACGUUCCAUCUGUUCUUGACUGGUUGCUGUCACGUACAGCCGAUCUGCUCGAUUCUCGUUGUGUCAUGAAAAAUGGUCACUUCACCAUCUUCCACGAAGCAAGCACAGGCGAAGGACUCAACGAAGAGAUUGAUCCGCACAUCUUUGAGACAUCAGAAGAUCUUCAUGAGCCUGCUUUGUGGCCACUGGUCAGAGACGUGACGAAAGGUCUCAUGGGAAACGCAAUCCUGGAAUAUGUGGAGUUUUUGGAUCUUCCCGGUACUUCGGACAUCGACUUGAUUCGCAGCAGUAUCGCGACAGAGUUCCUCAAGUCCUGCGAUGCCCUCUGGAUCGUGACUACACUGGAUCGCAGUAUAUCGAAGAAUGACCUGGACCAAAUGCUCAAGGCACAUAGCGAGCGCUUUGGUCACAGCAUAGCAGUCAUUGUGACUUGCUCAGAUGCCAACGUGAACGAUGCGCUCGCCGUGGGCAUGCAUCGGGAGAAUCAGUCCAUCAGUCAGUAUAGAGAACUUGGCAGGGAAAUCUCGGCUAUCAAACAGGAGCUGGACGCUGUCAAAUCGGAUCGGAGGAACACGGUGAAGCGUAGACGUGUUACGAGACUGAGUCCCGAGGUGGAAGUAUAUCGAGCCCGCGAGCGCAAGUUGACCACUAAGUUGGAGAAGCUCAAGGACGAACAGUUCGAGUCGCUGGUCCACGUCCGGAACUCUUUCGUGGAGCGCCAGCUGAAAGCAACGAAGUCGCAGUAUCUCGUGAAAGGAGUGGAGCUCAAGGUAUUCUGCAUCUCGAACACGCAAUACCAGGCCUGGCAAGGCGUGGAAUCGGGAGACUGUCGUCGCAUGAGCGUCGAGUGUACAGGUAUCCCAAGGCUCCGCGCCUAUGCGCUUGCACUCGCAGCACCUGCAGAACUCCGCACUGCUGCUGACUAUAUCACAAAAGCCACAGUACUUCUCAAAGGCUUGUCCUUGUGGGUAGACACCGAUCCUGCGCAACGACAUGCGGGACUCAUGGGGGUGAUCAAGAAGCCGUCCAGCAUACUCGAUACCGAAGCUAGACACUUCAUGGGACAACACACUACAUCACAGCAGAAUGGCGAACCAGGCUCUAUGUUCACCGCAAUUCUCAACCCUCUGUACAUCCACAGGCGCACCCACAUCAAAGCUGCAUUGGAAGUGGAGCGAGAACUAGAGACCUGGUUUUUUCAGAGUCUCAAAGCAUUCAUGGCUAGGGAUGGCAAGCAUGAAACAGACAGACAUGCCGCCCAAGUCUGGAACGAGCGGUUCGCAGAGCAGCAGACAACAGCAAUCGAGAGAGGCUGGGAGAUCAUGCUUCCCUACUACAAGAAGAAGCUGAAAGGCAUGACCGAAAAACUUCAGCGGCAACUGAAGAACACGCCGAUGGAGCUUAGCAGUCUACCAUCUGCAGUACCCUUGCCAGUCUCUCGAUUUGAAGGCAUACUCAAUGGAUACUCGCGCCGCAUUGAUACGUCUUACCAGACACGCAUCGCAGAGCUAGAGAAAAGCCUCAGCAAUGUCAGGCUCGAUGCCACUCGUGACGUCUACUCAGCUUACUUCACUCGUGCGAUGCGACCUGUGUACGCAGAAGCCAGAACCAUCAUCUGGCAAAGGCAGCAAGGACGCAUACCACUCGCUACUGAAAUCUUCACUGGGAGAGAAAGAUGGAGAAAAGCCGUUCACUGCUGUCUACCUGGGCUUGAAGAAAGACCUGCGGUACGAAAUUACCUCUGCGGCUGGAGCGCUCAAGGACGACAUCGGAACCAUCCUCGGCGAUAUGGUAGAGACGUUCGAGGUCAUCUUUGCCAGAGAUGCACAAAACACUUGCGAAUAUCAUGCUCGCCAAGAGCUCAGACCAUUCCUGGUGAACGCGAUGCAGCAAGUCGAGCAUAUGGAGGCUGA